Molecule: messenger RNA, 2469 nt
Organism: Didymodactylos carnosus
Lineage: Eukaryota; Metazoa; Rotifera; Eurotatoria; Philodinida; Philodinidae
Source: the annotation of a GenBank genome assembly
AUGAUGGUUGGUAAACGUAAAAUAAUUUCUGCCUCUAUGACUGCUUUGAAAGCAAAUAACAACGUAACGAAUGGUAUUGUCGACAAACAUGACAGGCAUGAUGAUGAGAAUAAUAACGACAUCAACGAGAAAGUUAUUAUUCAUGCAAAUCGUUCAAGACGUCGACAAUUGUCCGUUUCUAAUGGUAACGGCUAUCACAAUACAUCCAUUGAAAAACCUAAUGAUUCUCCUCUGCAAUUACCUGUUACUGAUAAAGAUCAAUUGAUAAGACAAAUAAACGAAGACGAAGAUGUAUCACCCACAAAAAGAACAAAAAUUGAAUGUGAGACAGAUGAGAGUGAAGAAGAACAAGCAACACCAAGAACGACAAUAAAUGGAAAUAUAGUUCAAAAUAAUCUUGCUUUAGCAUCAUCAAAUGCCUUCAACGACGUAGAAGAAGACGUAAAAGAUAAUGUUGAUCAACAAAUUAAAGAUGAAGAGAAACAAGCUGAUGAUAUUGUUAUCAAAGAUUUGUUGGCAUCUGUGAGACCUGAGCCAAAUAAGAAAUUAAAUGAAGAAGAUCGUCAAUUACUAUAUGAUAAUGUUUAUGAUAAACUUCUUACAUUAUUGACUCGUUGUCAAAAAUACGUUCAGCAUUUAAAUGAUAAAGUAAAACAAUCGUUAAUCGAGCACAUUCCAACACAAGUUGUCGAAGAUGAUCGUGGCAAUGUUACAAAACACAAAAACAAAUCAACAAAUAAAAAGAAUGAAAAAUUGCAGCAAACACCAGCAACCGCUCAAGUUGAGGAAAAAAGUGAUGAUAUGAAACGGAGCGAUUUACUGAAAAAAUAUUAUGAAUUAACAGACAAUGCAAUUAAAGCAAGACAGCCCGAAUUAUUCGUUGGUGCUUUGAAACCAUAUCAAUUAGCUGGCUUAGAAUGGUUGAGGACUUUGUAUGAAGUAGGAGUGAAUGGCAUUUUAGCUGACGAGAUGGGCUUAGGUAAAACAAUUCAAAUAAUUGCAUUAAUAUGUGAUAUGAUCAAAUCAGGCGCUCAAGGUCCAUUUCUCAUUAUUUCACCAUUAUCAACAUUGACAAAUUGGUUUACGGAAUUUGCUCGUUUUGCUCCAUCAGUCAAAUGUCUUGUCUAUCACGGAAAUAAAGAAAAAUUAGCUGAAAUACGUGAACGAUUCUAUUCUUAUAAAAAGACUAAUAAUAUUUUUCCAGUAUUAAUUACAGCCUAUCAUAUGAUUAUUAGUGAUAAGACAUUUUUUAAACGAGAGUAUUGGCCGUUAUUAGUUAUAGACGAAGGACAUCGACUAAAAAAUCCAAAAUGUCAAUUGGUAUCUAUUUUACGUCGUUUACAACGAGGCAGUAAAUUUUUAUUAACUGGUACACCAGUACAAAACAAUAUGCUUGAAAUGUGGUCAUUGAUGAAUUUUUUAUUACCGGAUAUAUUUGAUGAACCAGAAGUGUUUGAACGUUAUUUUGAAAUCGAUAAUGCUACAUCAACUUUAUCGGUCAAAGAAGAAGAAAAACGGCCAAUUUUAAAAAUAUUUCAUCAAAUAUUACUGCCAUUUAUUUUACGCCGUCAAAAAAGCGAUGUGAAUCUAUAUCUACCUCCAAAAAAGGAAGUUACACUUUAUGUAAAAAUGACCAAUUUACAAGUGCACUGGUAUAAUAAAUUAGUUGAUGAAAUAGUUAGACGUUACAUAAUAGAUAUUUUGAAACGAAGUCAUCAAUCUUUCUUUUAUAGAGAAGAUGAAAUAUCACGUCGAAUAACUGGUCGAAAUGUCGUUUUUCCAUUACUUCGUGCUUGUACUCAUCCAUAUUUAUUACAGCCACCAAUCGAUGAAAAUGGAGAACUUAUUAUUGAUGAAAAUAUUAUCAAUAGUAGUGGAAAAUUUAUUUUGCUGGAUAAAAUGUUACCAAAAUUAAAAAAAGGUGGACAUAAGAUAUUAAUUUUUUCUACAUUGGUUAUCUUUCUUGAUUUGUUAGAAGCAAUGUGUGAACAUCGAGGUUUUGGCUAUGUAAGAUUAGAUGGUAGUACAAAUUUUGAAGAUCGAAUUGAAGCUAAUCCAAUGAUUGAUAUUCAAGCGCAGGAUCGGUGCCAUCGAAUUGGACAAACAAGACCAGUUGUUGUUUAUCGAAUGAUUGUACGAAAUACAAUCGAUGAACGUGUUUAUAAGCGAGCGUGUUCAAAACAAGUAAUGGAAAAAUUGAUUGUUCACGAUGAAUUGAAACAAGGUUUUGAUGCCUAUGAAAAUGUUUUAUCUUUUAAUCCAGAUAAUGAAGAGCACAAGAUGAAUUUGGCUGAAUUAGUCGAAGGUAUUACAAAAAUUGAUAAUAAAACUAUCAUAACGGAACGAGAUAAUUUGAAAGAUGAACAAAUUAAUCGUUUACUUGAUCGUACCGAUUUGUUAGCCAAAAUGGAUGAACAAUUAAAGCUUCAAGACAAAGAAUUAAUAAAUAAGAUAAAACAUAUUAACUAA